CCUUGACGUCGCGACUGGGCCAGUCUAUGAGGUAGACGAUUCUCUGCAGAGGGAAGUCCGACAUAGACAUGAAAAUAAAGGCCAGCAGCUGUUGUUGAAUUGGAAACAUGUCCAAGAAAAGGGGCAGGAAGCGCAGCAGUGGGGAGCUGAGUGACACACUCACCCUCGACCCAAACAACCUGCUGGGCAAGAGGAUACAGCACAGUUGGAGGGAGAAAGGUGCGCUCACUAAGUGGAAGGGCACAGUGCUGGACCGGCUCAGCGUCAACUCCUCGCUAUACAUGGUGAAAUACGACGGCUUCGACUGCGUCUAUGGUAUCGAGCUGUUCAAAGAUGAAAGGGUGUCCAACCUGCAGGUUCUCACCGAGAAAGUGGUAAACAACAAGAUCAAGGUACCACAUGACGCAGAGGAUCUGGUGGGGAAAGCGGUGGAGCAUCUCUUCGAGAAAGAGGAUGGAGAGAAGAACGAAUGGAGAGGGAUGGUGCUCUCUCGGGCCCCCAUCAUGACUAACUGGUAUUACAUCACAUAUGAGAAAGACCCAGUGCUGUACAUGUACCAACUGUGGGACGACUACAAGGACGGCGACCUCCGAAUUUUACCUGAGGCAGAGAACAAGCACCUGCUGCCUGCUGACCGUAAACCAGGUGAGGAGACGGAGAGCCUUGUGGGUAAGCAGGUGGAAUAUGUCACCGAUAAAGGAGUGAAGAGAACCGGUCUAGUCAUCUACCAAGUCCCCGCCAAGCCCUCCGUCUACUACAUCAAAUACGACGAUGAUUUCCACAUUCACGUCUACGAUCUGGUCAAGACGACCUAAAGAAAACAAGAACAAGUAAACGAAAACAAAACUCACCGUCACCUCCCCAUAGCUUAUGUCGUCACCUCUCGUUGUGCUGUCUCCACCUUGAGUUGCUAUGGAGGGAUGGUGCGUGGAGGGGUGCAACUGUGUGAAGUGUCUAUGGUUUGUUAAUUCACGCGUGUCAUGUUCGUGGAUGUCACACCGUUGACGUAAGCUUAGAGAACAAAGCUCAAUCAGGAAUUGCUAAAAGGCAGUCACAGUUGUUUAGCUCCAAGAAUGUUGAGAGACAUACCGUUAUGGGAUUUAAUAUUUAGCCAUUUUCACUUUCAGCCAUUCCUGAUUGGAGGCUUAAUAAUUGGAAACAGGAAUAAUUAGAAAACAGCUGUUCCCAGAGGUACACAGUGUAUUUAUUGAUGUUCAUACCUUAGUAUGUAUCAGUAAUAGUUCUACGCCAUUACACAUGACGUUACAGAAAUGCUUAAGUUGUACGUGUUGAAAUGCUUACGUUUGGGGUUGAAUAACACCAUACCUUUUUGAUUGUUUUGCAUCCUCACUUAAAGAGGAUUGAUUUAAAAUGUGACUGGUGGUCAAUAGCUGUGUGUCACAAACAGUGGACCCCAACACUUUCAUACAGCUGAAUAUUUGGACAGUAAAUAGCACUCAAGCUAAGAAAUUUUAAGCUAAUAGUUAUAAUUUCUGUAAGAAUUAAGGAACUAUUUAUUAUCUUAGUGAGCUGAAAGCUUUUCUGUUUCUCUUGCAUAUAUUUUCCAUUGUAGUUCAGAAAGUUUUGUCAAGGUUGACAAAAGAAACUGCAGUUUAAGUGUAGCACUCUCAGUCAAAUUCCAGUAAUUUUACAGUUUUGUACUAAAUCCUUAGUGCAAGAUGGCUACACUUUCCAAGAAGAUUUGAUAUCAAAGUAAAAAAAGCUUUCUGUGGAGAAAUUGUAGUCAAAAGACCUUUUGGUCCAACAUAGAAGAAAGGUCACCCAAAGCUCUUUAAAACCCCAUGUGUAGCAGCAUCAGUUAAGGGUUCUUGAAAAGAGGUAGUCUGUUCUUCCUUUGUAAAAUCAUGUUUCUUUGUGCAUUAUUUUUGACUUAAAAGUGUGAAUAGCAGAAAAGCGUGUAUAUGUGCACACAAAAGCAUUAGCUCAUCAGCGUCUAUGUGCCGUUGUGUCAAAACUUGCGGAAAGCAGACUUUGAACAUCAUCGGUAGAAAUAUGUACACCAUGAAAAAGAAGCUGUCCUGUUGCUAAAAAUAUAUUUAUGUAUGACUGAAAAUUGAGAUUUUAUGUCCAACAAAAUUAUGUAAAAAAUGAUGACCAUAUGCCUCAACUGUUAAAUUAAAUUUACAUUUUCUAUGUAGUUGGUCUGAAUGGUUAAUAGGGUUAUCUAGCUAAGCAAACCCAGAUGUACCUAAAGUUUGAUUUAAAUCAAGUCUAUCCAGCAGGCUGGAUAAGCAGAAAAAAUUCCUUCUGAUUCUCCAAUUGGAGGGAUGUUUUAACUGACAGGGUGUAGCUUUUGGAGGCAACUUAUGCUAGCCAAACGAUUGAUAACGCAACAAGAAUCUCAUUUGAAUCAUAGAAAUUAAAUGAGUAGAAUGGCCAAACCUAUUCAGAUCAGUACUCUGGAUCAGUUGGUAGCCUUCGGAUGGGCUGUUUUGAAUGUUUCACCUAGCAACAAAAUGGAACUAAGUGAACUAAGUAGCACUUCAUAAGCAGAUUAGCCUAGUAGCCAGCUAAUCAAGCGUAUUAUCAAUAAAGAUGUUCUCCCACCUAAAUGAGUGUACCAUUAGCUUUUCUGUCAUCACUGUUGAAUUCCUAAAAGGAUACAAUUAACCCUUCAAAUUUAAUCACAGCUGUAUUAGAUGUAGCGGCGCGGAACAGUUGGUUGUAUUUACUGUCCACACUCUAACUCUAUGCUUUCAAAUUUGAUAACUAUAGGAGUUCACUGGUUAAAACAUGGGACUUUUAAUUCAUAAACUCUGGUUGAUGUGUUGUCAUUAUUACAUUAAAAUUGGGACCCUGAUGACCUUUUCAUAGUUUCUAUCCAGGUUUCAUCUAAAAUAGUGCCCAAAUUGUUUGCUGUUCAUAUAGCAUGAGGUGAAAAUAAAAAAAAGAAAAAUUAAAUAUUAUUGUUGAAGUUGGGUCACUAAGUUGAUCCUGAAACACCAAAACAAGGAUGUGAGUUUAUGUACUUAUUUCCCCUCUUAUACAUAUCCAGAUAUUAGCACCACCUUUUAAUGUUAUUGCACGUUAUUUAGAAACAGAUGACGUUCACCAUUCGACAAUUCACAGAAUGUGCUCCUUUUCAAAAUGGUUAAGUGGCGUAACCAUGUAUGUACUUAUAUGUAUUUUUUGUAAAUACUGCAAGUAUGCUUGAAAUUAUUGUUUGUGUUUAUUUGUUGGCCUAUAUUUGCUCUUAGCAGUCGCACUUUAUCUUAGCCCUGGUAUGCUUAAUUCCUCAAGUCAUAGAGGAACUAAGCUAUGAAAACAAUUCAGACAGUUAAAUAAAAAAGUACAUAAAUCCGGAGAGGCCAUUAGGUCGUUAUAAUUUUCUGGAUUAUUAUCUUGAGUUAACACCUUUGUUAUCCUGAGAUCACAGGAUAACAAAGUUGUUAUCUCAAGAUAACAAUCCAGAAAAUUAUAGCAACAGCUCAUGGCCUCUCCAGACUAAAAAAGAAAGUAGAAUCAUUUCUUUUUUAAACUUCAAAUUGAGCAGACCGACACUGAAAGGUACAAAACAGUUUGCUAGACAGUCGCCAAAGGCAAAUUUCGAUUUGGAAUAAUACUGUUGUUUCUUUUUGACUUCACUUUAUUCAUUGAUGAAGCAAAGAUACUAUUGUAAACUAGUUCCAUUUUAAACCAUAUCGAUUUCAAUUUGAUUAAAAUAAAAUUUUAAUCAAAAAGAAAGAUUACAAGGGACUUGUAUGUUCUUAACACAUGCAUCUUGUCCCUUGAACUUUUAAUGAUUUGAUUGUUUUGAAAAUGUAAAUUGAAAGCACAACACUGACGUGCAUGAACUAGAUUGCAUUUGAAUUCCAGCUUGCCAUGUGUGGCAUGACUGAGUUUGGGAUGCAGUUUCCAGUCAGUUCUCUCCACUUUUAACAUUUGCUGCAUGCAGUUUUAUUGUCCCUGAGACAGUCACACGUCUCCACAUUACAUUAGUGCCAAUGUGCUAGAGAGAGGGAAUCUGUAGUUGUAUGUUAAUCUACCAGUUAUUUGUACAGAAUUAUCAAGAAUGCACACCCUGCUGAAUUUGGGUGUUUUCAUAAAUAGAAGAAAUCCCUUCAGAUAGGAUGGGCAUUUAUCCUAAUACGUUGUAAAGUUUGCUGUAUCAUUGGCAUUGAAACAACGUGGACUUAACCCUGCUGUACACUUUUUCAGGUUGCGGAUUAUGCUUCUGUUUUCUUUUUUUUUUUCACUGUUCUCCAUAGUAUUCACAGAUUACAUUCGGGUGGAAAGAUCUAUGUAUUCAUUUGCACUCAUUUUCAACAGACCCUCAUAAGUACUUGUACUAUACUUUAUUUCUCAUCUUGAGAGUUUCAUGGCCCCCCUGAACACAAGGGGGAAAACGUUAAUCUCAAGCUUUGACAGGUUUGAUUAAAGCAUAUAUUAAUGAUGUACAUGCUGCAUUAUCCGUUUCUUUCUCUCUUGUUAAUUGUGCAUAAGUAAUUCUCUUUCCGGCUCCUCCGUAAAUGUGAUUUCUUGUGCGGUCCGCAAGCUUCCGGUACUUUCCCCGGUUCCCUCUAUUAUCUGUGUUCCUGUUACUUUGCUGCUUUUUUUUUUUGCCAAAGUUAACUUUUCAGUAGGCAGCGUUAAGAAGUGUCAAAACUGUUCAUGUUGUCUGUUUGUGUAACGAUGCUAUCAUAAAUAAUAAAAGAGAUAUUUUUUGCACUGAAAA
This is a messenger RNA of Colossoma macropomum (tambaqui), 4696 nucleotides long. Its product is annotated as spindlin-W. The coding region runs from base 108 to 815 and encodes 235 amino acids. NCBI's taxonomy places the organism in Eukaryota, Metazoa, Chordata, Actinopteri, Characiformes, Serrasalmidae. Gene Ontology annotation, biological process: gamete generation. The record is from RefSeq and is a predicted model, not a curated record. The transcript is spliced from 5 exons.